UGCGGCUUCCGUAAACAUACCAAUGAAACAACUUAAAGUUAAUACUACUAUUUGAUUGGUUAAAGUUCUACGCUGUAGCCAAUAAUAUUCUUUGGAAGGCGGGACGUAUCCGCCUUGCUUCUGCUGGAGCUUUGAUUUUGUUCCCGCCUCUUUCUCUGAGUGACAAGGAAAGAGUCCAAUGGUAUGAAGUGCAUAGAGGGCUGACCACGUCAACAGACUGCUCUGUCAAAAACCAAUCAUAAUCUGCUUAGUAGACGGGCUGUGAAGACUGACAAGCAUUGGCACCUAUCAGCACACAACGCUGGGAUUUUCACGCGAGGUCUGGUCAUGCGCAGCCAAUAGGCGUUUGGAAAGGGGGCGGGUCUUAAGGUUACCACGGCACGGUCAACGUCAAGUAUAAAGGGAAUAACAUGGUGCAGCUGAGUGCAUGUUUACGUUAAGAGAGGACAACAGAAAGGUAUUAAAAAGCCUUCGAGUUUACUUGUACGGCGCCUUUUAAUAGACUAGUUUUUAAAAUUCACCCUGCCAUUUGGUAUGUGAUUGCCUAACUCCUCAUGUGCCACUUGUCCCAAUGGAAAGGGGCUUUCAGUUUGGAAACGUGUGCAUAUCUCUGGUGCUGCUGCUUGUUUUGAGAACGUUAACGGGUACUUUGCAGAGUCAGUCUCUUUCGGAGAACCUCGAAGCGGUGCCGAAGCCAAAAACUGAGGCGGCAGAAGAUGCUACCGUCAUGGAGCGGGCACUUGACAACGUUGGCGGAGCCCCGGGCAUUGGAGAAGUGACCGUGGAGGACGACGAGUACGACUCGACCGGAGAAAGCGAAGAACCGUCUGGAGACAGCGACGCAAAGUUUCAUCAGCACAAAAGGGCUCUGGUGAUCAUCAGCACUUUAGAUGGGAGAAUCGCAGCUCUGGAUCCUCUAAAUCAGGGACGCAAGCAGUGGGACCUGGACGUUGGAUCAGGUUGUCUUGUGUCCUCUAGCCUCAGCAAACCAGAGAUUUUUGGGAAUAAGAUGUUUAUCCCGUCUCUGGAUGGAGCGCUGUUCCAGUGGAACAGAGACAGGGAGAGUAUGGAGGCUGUCCCCUUCAGUGUUGAGUCCCUGUUGGACUCCUCGUACCGCAUUGGAGAGGAUACUGUGCUGGUAGGGGGCAAGUCCCUCACCUCGUAUGGCCUGGGUGCAUACAGCGGCAAGCUGAAGUAUAUCUGUUCGGCGGUGGGCUGCAGUCGGUGGGGGGACGAGGAAGGAGAGCCAGAGGACAUACUGUUACUCCAGAGAACACAGAAAACAGUCAGAGCAGUGAGACCUCGCAAUGGCUUUGAGAAAUGGAACUUCAGUGUGGGAAACUUUGAGCUGAAAUUUGUCCCUGUGAUCCAGUCCAACCUCAACUUCCUGGAGGGGGAGGCGUCUAAUGGGGAGACCUGGCGCGAGGUCAGACAUGAAGCACAGCACGUAAUCCAGGAGGAGACUGAUGCACAAACCAAAAAUCAUGCUAAUACACAUCCAAAUCCACACACUCAGGUAGAGGGCUUAGACCUGGUCAUCAAAGUUUCCGUGCCGGACUGGAAAGUCAUGGCCUUCAGCACCAAACCAGAAGGACAACUAAUCUGGGAGCAUCAGUUUUGCAUACCCAUUGCCUCUGCGUGGUUGGUGGGAGGGGGCAAGGUGACACCCAUCAGCCUGUUUGAUGACACCUCCUACACACCCCACUCUGAGACCGAGACUCAGGAGGAUGAUGACAUCAUGGACGAGGCCCGAGAGGCCACAGAGUCUAGCGUUUACUUGGGGAUGUUUCAAGGUCAGUUAUACCUUCAGUCCUCAGUGAGAAUCUCAGAGAAGUUUCCAUCGAAGCCUAAAGCUCUAAACGGUCGGGGCACCAGUGCAAACAUGAUACCACCACCUACUGUCAAAUGGAAGCCCCUCAUUCACUCCCCCUCCCGUACUCCAGUCCUGGUGGGCUCUGAGGAGUUUGAUAAAUGUCUAAACAAUGAUAAAUUCUCUCAUGAGGAGUACAGCAAUGGAGCUCUGUCAAUAUUGCAGUAUCCGUAUGAUAAUGGAUACUACUAUCCAUAUAAUCCUCGUUACCGCAGUCGCCGUGAUGAGACAGCGGUGAGUGUUUUGCUGAAGAAGGAUGGAGUGGGGUCACAGCUGAGAAGAAAAGACCCUGUGCUGCUGCUGCCAUGGUGGAAAGAGAUUCUGGGUACCAUCAUCUUCUGCAUUGCUGCCACCACCUACAUCGUCCGCAAGUUCUUCCACCCACCCACAACAUAUGUGCGGCAAAGGAAGGAGUCUGAGACACAGUGUCAAACAGACAGCAAGUUUGAACUGGACUUUACAGAGCCCAAAGAAGUUGUCGUCACAGAGACUCGCCCUAAUGAAUAUGUCUCAAGAUACCUGACAGACUUUGAGCCCGUGCAGUGUUUGGGACGUGGUGGAUUUGGUGUUGUGUUUGAGGCACGCAACAAAGUGGACGAUUGCAACUAUGCCAUCAAGAGGAUCCGUCUACCCAACAGGGAGUUGGCCCGUGAGAAGGUCAUGCGAGAGGUGAAGGCUCUAGCUAAGCUGGAACACCCAGGCAUCAUUCGUUACUUUAAUGCCUGGCAGGAGAGUCCACCACAGGGCUGGCAGGAGGACAUGGAUAAACGCUGGCUCAAAGACGCCAGUACUGCUGACUGGCUGCUGAGCUCUCCUGACCACAUGGAAGCAUUCUCAGUCAAGGUUCCUGUGGCUUCUCCCUCUCCGGUGGACUCUUCAUGCAUGUGCGCUGGCGGUGGGGAUACAAGUGUGUGCGCUGGUGAUCAGGUGUGUGUGGAGGGUCUGGGGCUGGACAGUUUGAUGUCAGAGAGAGACAGUCAGGCCGACCUAGAUGCUGUCCUGGAAGUCUCCGAUUCUCCCCACUCUUUUGUGCUCUGCCCUCCCCGCACAGUUGCUCCUGGUGACUGCACUUCCUCCUCCUUUGAUAUUGUCUUUGAGGACUCAGGCUGUGAACACCAGGACAAUGAAAGUGAUCUCAGCGGAAGCACACCUGUGCCACCAGUGUGCCCUUCUCGGUCUGGCUCCAAACCCCAAUGUAGUACAUCAACAAGGCCACCCUCUUCCACACCUGCACGGCCCACCUCUCUGAGUCUGGUCUCCAGCACCCCCUGCCCUGCUGUGCGGCCCCUGCUCACACCUAAAGUCUACCUGUACAUUCAGAUGCAGCUGUGCAGGAAGGAGAACCUGAAGGACUGGAUGGCCCAGAGAUGUUUGCCUGAGCUCAGGGAGAAUGCAGAGUGUCUGGACAUCUUCCUGCAGAUUGCAGAGGCUGUGGAUUUCUUACAUAGCAAAGGACUUAUGCACAGAGAUCUUAAGCCUUCUAAUAUUUUCUUCACAAUGGACGACGUGGUAAAGGUGGGAGACUUUGGACUGGUAACUGCCAUGGAUCAGGAGGAAGACGAUGAGGAACUGAGUGCCCUCACCCCAAUGCCAGUCUAUGCCCGUCACACCGGCCAAGUGGGCACCAAACUCUACAUGAGCCCUGAGCAGCUGUCUGGGAAUUCUUAUUCCCAUAAGGUUGACAUUUAUUCCCUCGGAUUGAUUCUUUUUGAGCUGCUCUAUCCAUUCCGCACACAGAUGGAAAGAGUCAGGACACUCACAGAGGUCAGAGCCCUGCAGUUUCCUGCUGCUUUCUAUAAGGCCAAUGUCCAGGAAGCUCAAAUGGUGCGUUGCAUGCUGUCUCGAGUGCCCGCAGAGCGGCCGGAGGCAUCAGAAAUCACAGAGGCUCCCCUGUUCCAGGAGCUGGAGGUGCCCUGCAGAAUCAGACAACGCACUCGGACGUACAGCGCAUCAUCUGCAGGACGACCAUCACGACAGAUAUCCACAUCAAACUAGAAUUCCCACUCAAAGACAGGCAUAUACUGUGCCUCAUCUACAGGACAACAAAUGCAACCAGUCACCCCCUCUUGGCACACACAAAAUUCCAACCUUCCAGAAACUUCCAUUAAGCAACAGAUCAUUCCACAGACCUCUAAAACUGGAAUCGCACACCGCAAGCGCACACAUUAAACCUCAUGGUAACGAUAAAUUAAGAUACUGGCCACUUCAUCCAUUCUUAACUGACCAGAUAAGGCCUUUUUGCCAAGGUUGCUCAACUUCCACCUUUAGAGUCUUGAGUUAAGGCCCCUUUUGCUCUCCUUUUAACUCAUUGUUGACCAAUCACAUGAUUUCCAGCUCGACUUCAAGAUGUACCAUUCUUACACACCCACACACACUUCUAGGAGGAGAGUUGUUGUUUAUGCAGUGCUGAUGAAUGCUGAUGAAUGACCUGCCUUUGGACGUGGUUCGCUCUGCAUGUCUUAAACAGGAAGUUGUGCAAUACAUGCUUUCCUGUCCGAACAGAAAUUGUAUUCGUUAUUUUUCUCCUGUAAUUUAAAUAGGCUUAAAUACCAAGUAAGCAAGAGAGGCUUUGUGUGCUUGAAAGGUGCACAUUCGAGACUGAACGCACAAGUUAUAUAGCAUUAUAGCCACUCGCUGUUAUGGAUAAACAGUGUUGGUGGCUUAGGUGUUCAUUACUUGAUGAAACUGAAACUGCAUAUUGCUGAGUGCAACUGGGGAUUUUUAAACUGCCUUUAAAGCUGGACUUUACCGAGACGCGAAUGACAUGUUUGUGAUUAUGGUCCGUUUGAGGCUUUUGUGCUGUCAGAAUAAGUGGCUUAGAAUUGAAUCAAGAGUGGUUUGAAAUGCAGACUGUAAAAACCAUUCUGUAAAAUACUUCAUCUCAUUAGCACCUAAAAAUGUAGUUUACUGUAUCUCUAAUUAUUUUGGGCCAGACAUUAUAAGGAUUUUUCGGGAUAAGUCUGAAUAAGAAGUGCUUUGACUAAUCACAUACACAAUAUGAGAUACAGCCAGAGGAAUCACUUCAACCAAAUACUGAGCACACACGCUUAAUUGUAACAUAUCAGGUAAUAACUGAUUGUAUCAUUGUUCUUAUCAGUUUUGAAUUGAUAAGGGAUUGGGGAAAUUGAAUUUUCCCUUAGAACCAAUGUAAUUUUCUUUUGUAUAUGGUGGAAUUUUCUGUAUAGUAACUGCUUUUUACACAACUUUUUUCAACGUCCAUGGACCCGUUUAUCCUAAGAAUUGUUCUCAAAGGUGUUGAGUUUGAGAGAGAAUGGAGACAGAUCUCUAAGGUCUCUUCUGUUUAAAAGACACACUGGGUGCCUCUGUGUGCGAAUACUGGCAUGUUUCCUGAAAGGGCCAUUAUGCUGCAGAUCGGACAUGAGAUUACGACCUCUGACCCUUAAUCACGAUCACAUGACGCUUUGUCCUGUAAUCUAUGUCAGGGACCACUUUAUGAAUCCUUUACCUUUUAACCUGUUGCUGUGAACGUGACCCAGUAAAGGCAACCAAGAGUGCUAAUCCCGUUUGUUCAGAUCACUGUGGCUACUGGGCAAGCCCUUCCCUGUCUAAUGAUCACAAAUGAUGUCUCUCUGUUUAUAUUCAUUUUAUUGAUGGCUGUUUUGAUCAUAGCCAGCCCGUUUCGUUAUUGUCAAUGUAGCGUUUGGUUUUGACACAAUUCAGUUUCAGUCAUGUUCAUCAGCUGUUUUCUGUUUUGUUUGUCCUGUGUCUGUUGAAAUCCCAGUUUCACGUUCCUUUAGCCCAGCUAUCUGUCCAGUCGUGUAUGUAAAUAUGUUUAUUUGUUUUUAUUUAUGUUGACUGUAAAAAUCAAUCCGUUGGAUUGGUUGAGCUAUAAAUAAGGUAUAUGAAUGUACUUCAUCCAGAGGAGUGCGUUGAAAUAUUGUGACUUCUUACAAGUCAGAAUUUAAUAAACAUUCUAUGAUGUU
Myxocyprinus asiaticus (Chinese sucker) is the source of this 5814-nucleotide messenger RNA. RefSeq names its product eukaryotic translation initiation factor 2-alpha kinase 3-like. Bases 572 to 3865 code for a protein of 1097 amino acids. NCBI's taxonomy places the organism in Eukaryota, Metazoa, Chordata, Actinopteri, Cypriniformes, Catostomidae. The record is from RefSeq and is a predicted model, not a curated record. The transcript is spliced from 17 exons. Gene Ontology annotation, biological process: protein phosphorylation. Gene Ontology annotation, molecular function: protein kinase activity; protein binding; ATP binding.